Penicillium subrubescens is the source of this 1440-nucleotide messenger RNA. RefSeq names its product Tim22-complex subunit TIM54. NCBI's taxonomy places the organism in Eukaryota, Fungi, Ascomycota, Eurotiomycetes, Eurotiales, Aspergillaceae. The transcript is spliced from 2 exons. Gene Ontology annotation, biological process: sphingosine biosynthetic process. Gene Ontology annotation, cellular component: cytoplasm; membrane; intracellular membrane-bounded organelle. The record is from RefSeq and is a predicted model, not a curated record. Bases 1 to 1440 code for a protein of 479 amino acids.
AUGGCCGAUUCCUCCAAUUUAGGCGCCACGGCUGGUGCCGCUGGUGCCAGCCAGCCUAAGGCGGCUCCAAAGCCCCCUAACCCGGUGUUCAAGAUGAUGGGUCUGCCGAAUAUCCGCUUCAAGCUGCCGUCCCGUAACUGGAUGAUUUUCUUCACCGUCACCGGUUCCUUCGCCGGUGCUAUCAUCUACGACCGUCGGGAGAAGCGCCGCUCACAACAGAAAUGGUGCGACCUCGUGGCUCAUAUCGCAAACGAGCCGCUGGACGUGAACCAGAUGCGCCGCAAGUUGACCGUUUACCUGGCUGCGCCGCCUGGUGAUGGUCUCCGCGUGGCCAGAGACCACUUCAAGGAAUAUGUUAAGCCCAUCUUGACAGCCGCGGCGUUGGAUUACACAGUCAUCGAGGGACGCCGUGAGGGUGAUGUCCGGGCUAGCACUGCGGAGAGCAUCCGGAAGUUGAGGCGAAAGGCUGGUGAGCAAAGCUCGGUUGUGGAGGAACCCAGCGUUGAGUCCGCUGUCUUGGACAUGCGCGAGCGCAUGGGUAUCCGGGACGAGCCCGGUGCCAAGGGUGAUCUGGUGAUCGGACGGCAUACAUGGAAAGAAUAUAUUCGGGGCUUGCAUGAAGGUUGGCUCGGCCCAUUGAACCCUCCGCUUCCACCUGUUGCAGAUGUCCCAGCCAUCGAGCCGGUAGAGGAGAACAUGAAGGACACCGCAGCUGGUGACCAUCCCUCCGAUGACAGCCAAGCUAGCCCCGAGCAGAAGACCGAAUCCGAGGCGAAGAAGGAGGAGAAGCCCUCCAAGCCUACCGGUCCUGCUGAAGCUUAUAUUUCCACUGCCGACUAUCCCUCCGCUCACCUCCCCUCAUCGCUCCCCCAGACCUUCGACAGCUCCGUUCCCAUCGAAUUCCCCCACAUCCUCGGCUUCUUGAAUACCCCGAUCCGUAUGUACCGCUACCUCACCCAACGACACCUUGCCGAGAGCAUUGGCUCCCAGGUUGCAGCCCUCGUUCUCGCCGCCGACGCCAGAUCCUACCGCGACGAGUCCUUCAGCUCCGACUCCGAAUUGAGUAGCGCGAGCGUCGACUCAACCCCCUCGCCUAGUGGCUUCGAGCAGCAGACCGUUCUCGAAUGGGAAGAAAACGAGUGGCACAAAUCCGUGCGCAAGCGCGACGAGGAGAACCCAGGUAAGGAACGCGAGUGGCUGGAUGAUAUCGUGCUUGAUCAGCGCAUCUCCACGCGCAUGCAGCGCGCUCUUCUCUCGCCGGAAGACGAGGCUCGUUCUCAGCGCCUUGCCUCGCAGGAGGAGUAUAUCCUUGGCCAGGAACGGCCGGCCCCCGUCGCUUUUUGGCAGCGCAUGUGGAUUAAGUACGGCUACGGCGAGGACGAGGAGACUUUGAGGAAAAAGCCUAUCCUCCCUACUGUUGAUGACGAGGAUAGUGCGUAA